Molecule: messenger RNA, 966 nt
Organism: Arctia plantaginis
Lineage: Eukaryota; Metazoa; Arthropoda; Insecta; Lepidoptera; Erebidae
Source: the annotation of a GenBank genome assembly
AUGUUCACCUGUGUUUACACUUUUUUGUUUAUUGUUGGUACUGUUUUCGGAGACGAUGAAAACCAAGCGAAGCUCAGAUAUUAUUACAAUUCUUUCGAAGACUACACAGAGUUACCGUUUGAUAGAGCAACAGAAAUCUUUUCUAAAACCUGGUACAAUUCUAGCAGAACAACGACUAUUUUCUGUCAUGGGUUUACAGGUCAUCCCGAAGGACCUGCGAUAACUGCUAUAAUGAAAGCGUAUCUGGAACAAGGGCAAAGUAAUGUUGUUCUUUUAAAUUGGGACCGACUUGCCGCUUCUAUAUUUAACGCUAUACCGCAAUCGUAUUUAAACUGGGCUGUUCCGAACUCCAUAAAGCUUGGUGUCGACUUCGCUGAAAUUCUAAUGAAACUUUCUGAUGCCGGCUUGGAUUUGAAUAAGACGCAUUUAGUGGGACAUUCACUUGGAGCUCACAUCAUGGGUAUGGCUGGCAACCUAAUUGCUAAGAAAGGCGUACUGUUGCCAUGGAUCACAGGUUUAGACCCCGCGGGAAUUGGUUUCGAUUCUAAGUUCCCUGAGGAAAAGCUAAGCCCCAAGUCAGCUCGCUUUGUGGACAUUAUACAUUCAGAUCCCAAUAAAUAUGGCACCAUUAGGUCCUUGGGCACCGUUGACUUUUGGCCAAACUAUAGAAGUGUUGGUAGAGUAAUACAGCCUGGAUGCGUACCACGGAUAAGUACUCCUUUCUCUCCAGAAGAUCUAUGUAACCAUAACCGCAGUUGGGAAUUAUACCUCGAUGCUAUGAAGCAACCAGAAACCAUCAUAGGAAGUCACGCGAAAAGUUUUAGGGUUUGGAAAAAAUACAAUAAAAAACAAAGAGCUGAAAAGGUGCUAGAGAUUGGAAAAUUUGAACCUAAUGCGGUACCUGGAAACUAUUACCUCUUGACGUCAGCUAAGUCACCAUUUGGGCUCGGUGAAAACGGUCUAUAG